UAGCGCACACGUUGUGCCAAAGCUUAUUUAUUGAUUCCUUGCUCAGUAAAUAUUAUACAUGUGGCCCACAGAAUUCUACACUUAGUGUAGAAUUCUGUGAUGUGGCCUAAUGUUGUUGUUUGUUUUUUUGGUCUUUUUUAAUUUGAUCGAUCGAUCCUCUUAAUAUUCAUUUAAACUGUUUUGUUUAUAUGCCUACGAGGGACACCUCGUUCAAUUGCCAAAGAAGCAUAUGGCUAUAAAACGCAAAGUAUGUUGUGAUGAAUUUCGAAAAGUGUAGACUAAAUUAAUUCAUUAUUCAUUAACUUUAAUUAUUUCAGUAAUCCACUAAAUGCCGCCUGUAGGCCUAGAUCUAAUAAUUGAAUUUUCAGUCAAAUACAAACACGAAAAUAUUGAUCCCCAUUAUUCUUGGGCGCAAAAUAAUUUCGUAUUAAUUUUUUCCCGUUCUACAAAUAAUUACUUUUCGUUUACAUCCACUAUCUCGUUGAAGUUAUGUAUUGUAAACAUUUUUCAAAAUCAUUACAACAAUUUCAAGGUCUAGAUCUAUAUAUCUGAUAUUUUAUUUAAAAAUAAACUGAAUUUUUUCCCCAAAACAUUUUAUUAAUUUUGAUAAUCAGAUUUUUCACGACGAUUUGUUUUACAAACACGCAGAGUAGCCCCCCUUCCCUUGGCGCAAACUAUAAGUUUACAAAAAAGAAAAAAGGCGUCAUAAGCCAAGCCUUAUCUGGAGAACUGUGACAAGAGGUGGCACGAACAUCAGCCACAUAACGGUGAACACGAUCUCAACCUAUUUACCUCUUUUAUGCCAUGGCAAAACGGAGAAGUGAGUCAGAAUUCCCCAAGCAUGAGGACACUGGGGAAGAAAAUCAGAAUAGGCCUCCAAUAACAAGAUCAGUCUCUGAGAAGCGGUUGAAAAGACACUGUGGUGAAACAGCUGCAGACAGUGAGACAGUGCAAGACCCUGAUGCCCCCUCAGGCGAGGAAAUUGCUGACAAAGAAAGAUUUGUCACCCCUGCAAUUGUUUCCCAUGACACUGACAGUCCCAAUUGCCCAGGAGAAUCAUCUGAAUCUUCUGAUCAGGCACCUCGGAUUCUUGUGCUGAACCAAGGUGCUAAUGUAGAAAAUCCACCCAAUGCAAGUCUUUCAGGCCGAGAGCUUUUGGCCCCAGAUGCAUUUUUGAGAACUCCGCCCACAGUGAAGUCAAAAGUUUACUUGAAGCUUGGAGAGGAAACAUAUAGAGGGUUUAAUGUGUUUGAUAAACUCUCAGAUGAGAUUAUCCUUGAAGUCUUUCACCGUCUACCACGUCACAUGAUGUGCACAUGUGCCUUAGUUUGCCGAAGAUGGACUCGCCUUGUGUGUGACUUCAGUUUAUGGAGACGCUUGGAUUUACGGAAAAAGUGCAUUAAGCCUGGAGUGCUGAAGAUUGUGUUAGAACGAGGAGUGCAAAUUCUCAGAGCCAGUCAAUGCGAGGUCAUGGGGUCAUUUUCCAGUACAGUCCAUGGAAAUCCAGAUCCGAGAAGCUCGCCACUUUCAGAGGACAGAAUGUAUCGUGUGCAGAUGUUGGAUUUGAGCAUGGCAAAUGUAGAAACAAAUUUGGUGGAAAACUUGCUCCGUUUCUGCCCCAGACUGAACAGAAUCAGCUUAGAACACAUUCCUAUCUCAGAAGCAUUACUUAUGAAUCUGGGCCAAAACAGUCCCCACCUCCAAAGUUUGAAUCUUGCCAUGUGUACUGGGACAACAGGGGAUGGACUGAAGGCAAUCUUUACAGGUUGUCCAUGGUUAAAAAGUUUGAACAUCUCCUGGACAACUAUGGAGGGAGACGACGUGCGCAAAGUGGCCAAGGCACUCCCGCGACAGAUGCUGCAGCUUAAUAUCAGUGGCUACCGGGAGAAGAUGACGGACGAAGUGGUUGAAGAUAUUUUGGAGCGCUGCCCAAAUCUCAAGAUUCUAGACCUCAGCGAUUCCACGGAGGUGACAGACGCAUCUGUGCUGAAGAUCCCGAAAGCUCUGCCUCACCUGCAGACCAUCUGUUUGAGCCGAUGCUACAGAGUCAACACCCAAACCAUCUUAAGUCUCCAUCAUGCACCCUGUCUGCAGUCCAUCAAUGUGUUCGGCCUGAUGCGAGACCCAUCUCUUGCUGUCCUGGAGGAGCACAUGAGCAAAUACCGCAUCAACAAAGAUCCUUUCUCCUCAGUGGCCAGACCGACCCCUUUCAAUUCUCGGCGACAUCUGAUAUGGGGCGUGUCUCCCUCACCUCGGGGUUUGCCCGUAGACCCUGAUUCGGAUCUUUUCUUUGAGUAUUGAUGCGCGUAGCUGGAGGAUGCCACUGGGGCGUCCAUGCUCAUCUUUGGACAGAUUCCACUACUAUGACUAUGGACAAUUUUGAACGAAUGAUAGCCGAGCGGGUUGGCAAGGAAAUUGUAAGACUGCUUGGCAUAGACCAGUAACAGGGACAGCAUGAAGCAAGUGAACUCCGGCCUGAGCUUAAUACAGAAAGGCUAGGACUCUUGCCUUACAUGAAGAUGGGCAUUACACUCCUGGCUUCUGCCGUUCCUGCAUAAACUAGGGCGGGACAGCCUGUUCUCGCAUGGUGACAUCCUCUGGUUUUUAUUAUAUAUAUACGAAUGGUGCACUCUGAAACACAGCGGUCCGUCCACUUAAAAGCCAACGAGAAUCACAACGUUCAUGAUGUACUGAACUCAAUUCCUCAUAUUUUUUACCGAAACUUAACAGCUUGGGAAAAUAGUUGUGAUAAGCGCAUUGGGUCUUAGAUAUUUUAGUUCUCCGGAAACUUUUCCGAGGUCUCCUGUAUGUAUAUUGAUCUUUGUACGUCAUUGUAGGAAAAGCAGGCACUCAGUCUUUUUUAUUUUGUGUUUUGAUCACAGUGCCAUAUAUAUGAAAUACCUUUCAUUUCCAUGCGUGCCACAGCAGUUUAAAAUUUGUAAAAUAUCUCAGGAUUUGACAGUUGCGCCUAUUUCAGAUUUUUAGAAGCAAAAAAAUUUGAAGGAUUGACCUGAAAAGAGCCAUUGGGGGAGAGUGGGGUGCGCAAUAUUUUUUAGGGGGAUUCUGAAUUGGAAAGUAGAGAAAAUAAGCUUUCAAACCAUAUCAGUAUAUAGACGUAGUGGGUCAAUAAGGAGAAGGCCUGGCAGAACUCCCAAAAGUGCAUUUGUUCAUACAAGAAAACAUUUUCAAUUUUCAGGGAUUUGGCAAGUUGCUGACAUGGAAAGGCACACACUCACACACACACACACACACACACACAAUUUUUGGACAGGUAAUUUGCUGAAAAAGUAAUGAAAAAUUGGACGAGAAAGGCACUUUUUUUUAUGGCUCUCACUGGUGCUGCAUCUCAGGGACAGGCCAUGUAUCUCCCACUUGGUUUAAGCAGCCCCUCACAUGUAUUUCAUAUAUCAAUGUUAUAAGUUGUAGGUUACUGUGGCAGCCAGAUGUAAAAUACAAACUUUUGAUGUUUUUCUUAUCUCCCUUGCUAGGGCAUUUAUGAUGUGCAGCUGUCUGUCAAAAUUAUACAUUAUUAGCUCACAACGGUUCAUGGAAUUUUAGCUGAGGGGAUGGUUGUAGAAAAAAAAAUUCCCAUAAAUUCUUAUGAGUGUCUCCUCUAUUCAAUGAGUGUUGUGUUAUACAUGGAAAGGUUGUUGAGUGCACCUUGAUUUUGGGACAAUGGGUUCAGAAUAUUUCUCCCCGGAAGACCAAUUUUGCUUAGGUCACAACGUUUAGGCAAUGUUUCUCCCUCCAAGGUCAGUACCAAUUUCUGCAAUUAAUUUUUAGAUACUUACUGUUUUACAAAACGGUCAGUACCGUGACGAAGAAAAGAGGACACUUCCUAGACCACCUACAGUGACAGCCCCCCAUGUCUCCGUGUCAAGCCGCAUAAAAAGUUCUUUGUAUUUGUAAGGGUUUUACGUCACAUACAACUCUACAUUUUUAUUAAAAUGCUCGUUGACCUACGGAGACAAUAAUCAUGUGUGGAUGAUUUCUUUUUUGCAUGUUGACCCACUGUUUGUCUAUUUUUUAAAAUGACAUUGUUUUGGGGUUUUUUUUCAAACCUUUACGGAUGAUAGGCAAAGAAAGAAAACAAUAGUUUACUGUGAAACUUAUUUUAAUUUGUUAAAAUCGUAUUGAAGAGCAAUCAACUCUACAAAUUUUCCAAAAAAUAUGAUUAAUUUCAGACAAAAUGAUUGAAAAUGAUAGGAAUGGCAGGACAGCUAUUUUAAUAACAUGACAUGACAAACAGGUUUACUUUUUAAACACAAGCAGAAAGCCAUUCUGUCAUGAAAAAUUAUCAAAAUAGACAGAGGCUCCUAUGACUUAAAAAACUAAUUACAUCAGUAAAAUUACAGCAGAGAUUCUUCCAGCAAUGGUGGAAAUUGCUCUAUGUUUCCACUUAGAUUUAUGGAAAUAUCCAAAGAAGGUUAAAUUAAAAUGCAAAUGUGUAGGUUGAAAUCUGUCAUCCCAUAUGAAGUGAAUAACCGUUUAAUUACCAGGUCUUUUAGUUCGGUAAUAUGUUUAAUUGUGAUAGCAGCAUUCUUCCAAUAUUUUAUUAGAUGUUUUUUUUAUGUGUUGCCUUGUGGGAUUUUGAUAAAGGUAAAUGCUUCCUCAUUUUUCUCUCAACAUGAAAUCAGUUUCACAGAAAAAGAAUUAAAUGAAAACGGUGUGUUUAUUUAUAAUGGCUGCGCACAGUGCUGGUUCAAAAGUUGUACGUAAAAUACAUGUAUAUCAUUUUACCUACUUUCCAAUCCAUUACGUACAUCUUCAUUCAUCCUUGAAACCACAUGAUGCUUUGCAUGAUUAUGUGGAAUCUUUCAAGAUUCUAAUAGUAAUAGUAAUUCCUUAACCCACUCUGGGACUUACAAAGUUUGUUUAUAUCCAAAGAAGGUUAAAUUAAAAUGCAAAUGUGUAGGUUGAAAUCUGUCAUUGCCUUGAGACUUUUCCUACCAUGAAGUCAUUCUCAAAGCUUUGCCUGUGAUUUAGAGUGAAGGAAGAACUUGUCAUCACUCUAAUUUUAUCUCCAUAUUGUUUGCUCAUUUGCAUCUGUAUAAUUGAUAAUGGAUAAUGGCAAUGUUGUGGUAUAAAGUCUUUUGUGUCUGUAGAGAAUAAUAUCACAGAAACUCAUUUUUUGUAGCAGAAUAUCCUUAUAGUUAUAGUACAGAAAAUCGUUCAUGUCAUUUGAAUUUCAUCAUACCAGAGAAUAGUGCCUCUUGUAGGUGCUGCUAGAGCGUCUCUUAUUUCAGUCUGUCAGUCCUAUCUACAUUUCCCUGCAAUAAAUGGCUUUUAUGUGGAUUUGCUUCUUUUUACUAGAACUGAAGGAAUUGUUUUUUGCAUGUGUAGAAUAUUAUCACAUCACAGAAAGUCAUGUAUCUAUUGAACAUUUUAUCAAUAGAACGUGUGAUGUAUCUCUACAGAUACCAAGCAUUAGACAAGGCCGAAAUGUGAAUGUUUGAUAGUCCUUGCAAUGUGUACCUCGAACAGAUUGCCAUUUGAUAUUGUGGAUGGAAUGUUGAAGAGAGAAACUGACUCGGGUUCAGUCUUAUUUUGAGCAGUUCUCAGAGGGAUGAUAGUAUUUAAUACCGGUACGUGUGCAAGAGUCAAUGAUUGAUGACUCAUCCGUAUGGAAACGAGCUUUAUAUAUGAAUUUGUCUGUCUGUGUGCGUUUGUUGUAUUGUAUGUACAGGAUUUGGUAUCAUCAGAUUUUAUUCUCAAAGAUCUCAUUUCAUGCUGAUGUUGGGAAGCAUGACAUAGUACUAUGCUGUAAAACUCUUUCAUGUGCCAGAUUUAUGUACAUUAUUUUGUGGCUGCCAUUUGGAGAAAAGCCUCCACUUCUUGCUGUCAGUGUAUGUAUGCUAAGCCGUGUAGUGCUCUGCAUAUAUGUCAUUACAUUGGCUUGACAGAAGAGUGUUCUCUUUUUAAUCUGCAUGUGUCACCCACAUAGUUUGUGUACCUGCAUUUAGUAUCUAUGUGUUUGGGUAAUGUACAUGUAUAACUGAGUGGUUGGUUGGCGGGUGCUCAUGUCGGGUUUGCUCCUUUCCUAUCAAACAUCCAUCGUCCUUAUCUCUCCUUCUUAUCUUUGUGUGUUACUCUAAGUAACCCCUCUAAUCUUAAGCACUUUUAUCACCUAUUUAGGUUGCAAGUGCUGUGAAUAUGAACUCUCCCUUAAAAUCGAAAAGAGAGAGGAUGUAUGGAGAGAAAAGUCUAGUGAGGGAAUUGGGUGAUUGAAUGAUUGCCUGUGAGUUGCUGUGUGUGUGUGUACACAAAUGUGAGAUGAUCUUUGCAGUGUGAAUUCCUUGUAUGGUGUACAUCCGUUCUAUGUUGUUGUUUUCCUUGCAGUGUUAAUCAAUAAUCCUGUAAUCUACAACUUCUGAAGUGAGAGCGGCAGUAGAAGAAACAUAGUUUUCAAUUUUUUGUUGUUGUGUUUUUAUCAUUAUGUUAUAUGUAUGACUUUCACUUUUGUGUCAAUGCUGGUAUCCUUUGAAAAGUCAUGCUGUCCCGAGUCUACCAAUUUCUUAUGAAUGUAUUUUCUGUUUGAGUUUGUUUGUAAUGAGUAUUCCUGCUUUGUUCUCACCUGGGCAAAAUUAAAAAAUUUCCCACCAACUGAAAAUAUUAGGUGUGUCCCACGCGCUCAUAUGACCUUAUGCCGUUGCGAGCACCGUGAAACACUUUUAAAAAAAAUUGUAGUAAUGUAUCAAACUUUUAAUACUUUAAUGAAAUAUAAUUUUAAGUAUUUAAAGACAAUUUUCUAAUCCUAAUUUUAACUUUAUUGUUUUGUUAUAUAAAGUUGAAUUUUGUUCACUUCAUCAUUAUGCUGGAGUUUAAUUUUAAAAGACAGUAUACGGUAGAACAUGACUAUGACGAAGUUGAUAAGAAAAGGAAGACUAAUCUAAAUCUAAAGCACAAAUUUUAUUGAUAUGGCAGGGAGGUAAUCAUGUGGAUUUUAGAUUUUUUGGGGUAAUUUCCCCUUUGCAUUCCUAAUAGCGGGAACUGGCCUUCAGCGGGGUUUUUCUUCUGGAACCAAAAGUCCCACUAUAGCUGUGUUCUAUUGUAUCCAGUUUCGUAAAAUAUUCAAGAGAGAAAAGCAAAAAAAUCUUUGCCUCUCAACUUUAUCUUCAAAACACUUUCCCCAUCUUAUUUAUUAAGAUAUCGAUACAUGUACUGGACUACGGUAAAAAUAUUAGCCAUGGUUUAAACUAUCAGGUGGAAUCAAUAACUCACUUUCAUCCAAAACUGGAUAUAUAUUGUCUUUUUAAAAUUAAACUCCACUAUCGCCCAGUGAAUUGGACCUUGAUGGGGUGUUUGAUUUUUAUGUCUUAGUUGUUGUUUGUACAUUAUUGCCUUUUCUAACAGGCAUUUUAGAUUUUGCAAGCUUCCAUUGUCUUGCUGAAAUUUUACUUUGUGUUGUCAUUUUAUGCUGUGGGUAAAUUAAAGUAUUUUUAUUGUGAAACAAAAUC
Aplysia californica (California sea hare) is the source of this 7457-nucleotide messenger RNA. RefSeq names its product S-phase kinase-associated protein 2. Lineage: Eukaryota; Metazoa; Mollusca; Gastropoda; Aplysiida; Aplysiidae. The transcript is spliced from 12 exons. Gene Ontology annotation, molecular function: protein binding. Gene Ontology annotation, biological process: SCF-dependent proteasomal ubiquitin-dependent protein catabolic process. The record is from RefSeq and is a predicted model, not a curated record. Bases 805 to 2301 code for a protein of 498 amino acids. Gene Ontology annotation, cellular component: SCF ubiquitin ligase complex.